AUGAGUGUGAGAGAGAGAAAGAGGCAGGAUAGGUGUGAGGGGACUCAGCGACAAUGCCUGCAGCCAUCGCGCCUGACUGCCUGUGAGACUCAUUCACAUGCAGGCGGAACGGCUGGCAGGCUGUCCCUCACAAUCACCCCAUACACUUGUCUUGUUCCUCACAUUUCCCACACACCCAACUUCUCCCUCACGCACCGAUCCUGCCCGCCUACUUUCCAGUACAUCAACCCGCCUACUUACCAGCCAAUCAACCCGCCUACUUACCAGCCAAUCAACCCGCCUACUUACCAGCCAAUCAACCCGCCUACUUACCAGCCAAUCAACCCGCCUAUUUACCAGCCAAUCAACCCGCCUACUUACCAGCCAAUCAACCCGCCUACUUACCAGCAUAUCAACCCGCCUAUUUACCAGCCAAUCAACCCGCCUACUUACCAGCCAAUCAACCCGCCUACUUACCAGCCAAUCAACCCGCCUACUUACCAGCCAAUCAACCCGCCUACUUACCAGCCAAUCAACCCGCCUACUUACCAGUCAAUCAACCCGCCUACUUACCAGUCAAUCAACCCGCCUACUUACCAGUCAAUCAACCCGCCUACUUACCAGUCAAUCAACCCGCCUACUUACCAGUCAAUCAACCCGCCUACUUACCAGUCAAUCAACCCGCCUACUUACCAGCCAAUCAACCCGCCUACUUACCAGUCAAUCAACCCGCCUACUUACCAGUCAAUCAACCCGCCUACUUACCAGCCAAUCAACCCGCCUACUUACCAGCUAAUCAACCCGCCUACUUACCAGCUAAUAAACCCACCUAUAUACCAGCUAAUCAACCCGCCUACUUACCAGCUAAUCAACCCGCCUACUUACCAGCUAAUCAACCCGCCUACUUACCAGCUAAUCAACCCGCCUACUUACCAGCCAAUCAACCCGGCUGGCUGCCAGUCAUCCAGCCCUCCUGCCUACUUCCCAGCCAUCCACCCAACCGUCCCUCCAACCACUCUGCCAGCCAUCCCUCCUACCUCCCUGCCAUCCAUUCAACCUUCCCUCCUACCUCCCUACCAGCCAUCUAACCCUCCCUCCUGCCUUCUUGCCAGCGAUCCAGCCCUCCCUCCUACCCUCUUGUUAGCCAUCCAGUCCUCCCUCCUACCUCCCUUUCAGUAA
This is a messenger RNA of Procambarus clarkii (red swamp crayfish), 1158 nucleotides long. RefSeq lists its product as uncharacterized. Lineage: Eukaryota; Metazoa; Arthropoda; Malacostraca; Decapoda; Cambaridae. The record is from RefSeq and is a predicted model, not a curated record.